AUGCAUCUCACCUCCAUAUUUUGUAAGAAACGUACUAGCUCUAUUUUAGCAUUCCGUUUAUUGAACCAAGGUGCCAAUCCGUGUGAGAAUCUGCAAUGUGGACCAGGACAGGAAUGUGACAUAGACAGGUAUGGCAUUGCCACCUGUCAGUGCCCCGGAGCGUGCGAACCAGUCAUGAGACCCGUCUGUGGCACCGAUGAUAGAACCUACGAUAGCCAAUGCGAAUUGAGAAGACAAUCGUGCGUCAUGCAACAACCCGUUUCUAUGGAUUACAGAGGAGUGUGUGGUGAGGACGGUGCUUGUCAGAAGCACAUUUGCGAUUUUGGAGCCGUGUGUACAAUACAGUCGGGUCGAGCCGAGUGCGAGUGUCCUUCUUGUUCGGAAGAAUUUCAACCCGUGUGUGGCACCGAUGGCAUCUCUUAUACUAACGAAUGUAAACUAAGAAAAGAAGCGUGCGAACAAAGAAAGGAUAUUAAAAUUGCUUACAGCGGCUUGUGUAGUGGAUGUGAAAACAAACACUGCGAAUUCUAUGCAGUUUGUGAGAGUGGAGGUCAUGGAGAAGCCAAGUGUGUUUGUCCUCAUUCGUGCAUAAAGGUAGAAUCACACGUCUGUGGAACUGAUGGUGUUACUUACAAUAGUGAAUGCGAAAUGAGGGUUUCUGCUUGCAAAAAGAAACAAUAUGUCAUGGUAGCUUCCAAGGGAAUUUGCGACUUAUGUUUAAAUGUCCAUUGUAAAUACGGUGCCAGAUGCGAAAAUGGUCACUGCAUAUGUCCUACUGAAUGUCCAAAUUCCUACGAACCAGUCUGUGCCAACGAUAGCACCACAUACAACAACGAAUGCGAAAUGAAACGUGCAUCUUGCCAAAUAACUCAGGAACUCACUGCCCUAUUCUAUGGAGAAUGCGAAGAUGCUAGAGAAACGGAUGUAGACAUUUUAGGUCCUUCUAGCCAGAAAUGUGAUAAGGUUUGUCAGUUUGGAGGACUAUGCGAUUACGAUUCGGAUGGUCUGCCGUACUGUGCUUGUCAUUUCCAAUGCCCUUCUUUGAGAGAACCUAUCUGUGGUUCUGAUGGAAGAUUGUAUGACAACGACUGUAAACUAAGAGAGGAAGCGUGUAGACAACAGCACAAGAUAAUCCUUGUUUCGUUAGAAAAAUGCGGAGGUGACCACAAGGAAUAUUGUAUCUGUGCAGACGUCUUGACUGUGCCUUGCGAAGGAGAACCUCCUCUUCUUGAUCCUCUAACUGGUAAAGAGUAUUACUGUGGAGACGGUCCUGGCGGGAAAAGAUGUCCUCCUAAUAGUUUUUGUCACAAAUCAGCAAAUUUCGCGACCUGCUGCAGGGAAAUAAUUUCGAUAGAAAAUUGUGCAGAAACGACUUACGGCUGUUGUCCUGAUGGAAAAACUAUAGCUCAGGGUGUUCAAAAUGCUGGUUGUCCUAGUAUAUGUAAUUGCAACAGGCUGGGUUCUUAUGAUCAAAGUUGUGAUCCUGUAACUAAACAAUGCCCUUGCAAACCAGGAGUGGGUGGUCUUCGUUGUGAUAGAUGCGAGCCUGGAUUUUGGGGUCUUCAUAAGAUUGCAGAAGGAAGCACAGGAUGCAUUCCUUGCGAGUGCAGCCUCGAUGGAUCUGUCAGAGACGACUGCGAACAGAUGACAGGAAGGUGUGUCUGUAAACACGGUAUACAAGGCAUGAAGUGUGACGUGUGUCCAUUUAAAGAAACAGUACUAGGUCCCGAAGGAUGUUCGGAUGCAUCGGUAGCAGGACCAGUCACGGGUUCGUGCGCCCAAUUGAAAUGCUCUCAUGGGGCUACUUGUAGAGAAAAAGGAAACAGAGCCCAAUGCUUCUGCAAUUUCAAAUGUACAGCCGAAGAUAAUCGUAGUCCCGUUUGUGGUUCUGAUGGAAGUACCUAUGGGUCUGAAUGCCAAUUGAAAUUAUUCAGUUGUAGAUACCAGAAACCUAUUACAGUCAAGAACUUUGGUCCUUGUCAUUCAGACGGUGCCACAUCACCAACAGCGGGUCCAGUUCGGAGGUCCACCAUACAAAAAACUACAUCGGAGCAAUACGAAUCCAAAUCUACACGCGACAUUACUCUAAGUUUACCCGAAAAUUUGUUUUUAAGCACAGGACCAACCACAGCUCGUCCCAUCAUCGAUGAUACUCCAGUAGAAGUACCCGCUUUUUCUGGAACGUCUUUUUUAGAGUUUCAUCGUUUACAAGCUUACACUCGAUUGUCUUUAGAGCUGGAAUUUCGAACGUUUUCUAAUAAUGGCAUCCUCCUCUACAAUGGACAAACUUCGACUGGAGCUGGAGAUUUUGUAUCUUUAGCUAUUAAAGAUGGAUACGUUGAAUUCAGAUACAAUUUAGGAAGUGGCCCAGUUAUACUGAGAUCACCACAAAGGCUACAAGCGGGUCGUUUCCAUCGACUAGUUGCAAAAAGAUAUUUAAGAGAUGGGAUGCUAACACUAGAAGGUCAAGAAGACGUGGCAGGAAGGAGCGAAGGAGUGCUAAAAUCAUUGGAUCUUGGAGAAAAUCUAUUUUUAGGAUACGUCCCAACGGAUAACAAAGGUGUCUUCGAUAAUAUCGGAGUUAAAGGUGGUCUUAUCGGUUGCAUCAGAAGAUUAAGAGUUGGAAGAAAAGAAGUUAACCUUAAAUUUCCAGCAUCCAAGGAUGUCCUGAAAGGAAAAGGGAUAAGAGAAUGCCUGGAUAGUCCUUGCAAUGCCUUACCUUGUCAGCAUUCUGGCAAUUGCAUCACACAAACAGAAGACUCGUAUACUUGCCAUUGUCUACCAGAUUACACAGGAGAAAAUUGUGAAUAUCCUUUGGAUCCUUGCGCCAGUUCUCCAUGUGAUGAAGGAGCUACCUGUCAACAUGUAGGACAAUUAGAUUUUUCGUGUCUGUGUCCACUUGGAAGAAGUGGUAGUUUGUGCGAAAAUUACGAUGACGUAUUCGUUCCUGAUUUCGAUAGCCACGGAUUUCUAGAAUUACCCACUCUUCAGAACAUAGCCAAUUCAUUUACUUUAGAACUCUGGUUCCUUACCAGAGCACCCGAUGGUAUGUUAUUAUACAAUGGUCAACAGGCAUCAGGAAGGGGGGAUUUCGUCUCCCUCAAUAUAGUCAAUGGCCACAUCCAGUUUCGUUAUGACCUAGGAAGUGGAAUGGCGGAUAUAGGUUACGAAAGUCCAGUAACGCUCAAUGUUUGGCACGUGGUCAAAGCUACGAGGCUCAAAAGAAGUGGAACCUUACAAUUAGACGAUGGACCUGUUGUUUACGGAGAAUCUAAAGAGCCCCUCAACGAAUUAAACCUAGAUCAACCGCUAUUUUUGGGUGGAUAUCGUCAUCUUGCAGAUAUCAAUCCCGAAUCGGGAGUAGCAGUGGGUUUCAAUGGUGCUUUACAGAGGAUCGUCGUCAAUGGGGAGUUAUUAGAAGAUCUAAGAAAAAUAGCCAAAGAUUCUCGAGGUGUUAGUUCCUAUCGAGGACCCCCUUGCAGCGAAAAUCCUUGUUUAAACAGUGGAAUAUGCAAACCUCAAUUAAACGAUUAUCACUGCCAAUGCCCGAUACCUUAUGCAGGGAGGAAAUGCGAAAAGUACGUGGAACGAGGAGAGAUGGACCAGCCCGUUUUCUUUGAUGGAUCCACAUUUUUGGGCUUCCCUAGCAAACUAGCAAUCAGAGAGGAGGGAGAUGAACUAGAAGAUAACUGGUCGAAGGGCGAGACUCAGAAUCGUUUCGAAAUUCGUUUUCGAACGGACAGCCCAAAUGGUUUGUUACUGUGGACCAAUAAAGGAUCGACGAUUCGUGGAGAUUAUUUGGCAUUGGCUCUAGUCGAAGGUUACAUCGAACUGAGUUUUAAUUUAGGACAACAGAAACAACCCUUAAUUAUCCAAAAUCCAAUUAAAGUGAACGAUGACAAAUGGCACGUCGUGGUUGUAGACAGAAAUAAACGUCAAGGUGCUUUACAAGUCGAUAAUUCUGAACCGGUAAUUGGUACCUCGGAUGUUGGAGCCACCGAACUUAAUGCUGAUGGUAUUUUAUGGAUUGGAGGAGUACCAGAUUUACCGUCAGGUCUUCCCACGCCUUAUUAUAAAAAUUUUGUUGGAUGCAUUCAUUCAGUCAUAGUUGAUGGAGAGGGGCUGAGAUUGGCGAUGCAGGGUGGUAGCAAAAUAGAAUACUGCUCAGAAUCUUGACGGUUCCAUUUUUAGUUGACGUCCUAAGAUACAAGAUGGCUUCCAUCGAAUCACUACAGAAGUCGAGCCUUCUAUAAAAUGGCCUUUGUAACAUCGAAAGAGCGGCAAGGCAAAUACCGAGUCUAGACGUCUAACCGGUUUCGGCCGUCGGUCAUUUUUUUUACCACGGAGUUUAUAUUUUUAUUGGGUUUUUCUUUAUAGUGAACUUUUCAAUUUCUUUUUAAUAACUGCAGAAGCAUGACACUGGGCAAUAAAUAACUCCAAACAAUUAAAAAUAUUAAACUCUGUGUGAUUAUUUUAAUCUGAAUGUAUAAAAGAACAUUUUUAAAUAACGGAAUAGUAAUUACUCCAAAUGUGUUUUUUAAUUGUUUUGUUAGA
Messenger RNA from Centruroides sculpturatus (bark scorpion), 4554 nucleotides. Its product is annotated as agrin-like. Bases 1 to 4176 code for a protein of 1391 amino acids. The transcript has 25 exons. The record is from RefSeq and is a predicted model, not a curated record. Gene Ontology annotation, biological process: cell differentiation; multicellular organism development. NCBI's taxonomy places the organism in Eukaryota, Metazoa, Arthropoda, Arachnida, Scorpiones, Buthidae. Gene Ontology annotation, molecular function: protein binding; calcium ion binding.